Gongylonema pulchrum is the source of this 398-nucleotide messenger RNA. NCBI's taxonomy places the organism in Eukaryota, Metazoa, Nematoda, Chromadorea, Rhabditida, Gongylonematidae. The record is from the annotation of a GenBank genome assembly.
GAGAAUUCUCGAGGGAAAAAAAAAGGAUGUCUUGCCCGACCAAUAAUUCAUUGGCGUCCAUAUUUCGUAUUCGUGCAAGGCUUCUUCUGCGUGAUCGAGUACGCAGGAUGAGUGGUGAUGAUGGUGGUGGUCCCUCCAAGAAACGGCGUAUUGACAAAGAACUUACCCGAAUGCUCAGGCUCCGGGAAGAGCUGCAAGCCCCCGACCAGGAACCGGAGAGCCAGAGAACCGAGGAACAGCAACAGCAGCAGCAACAAACUAUGACUCGACGACGACUACGGCAUCGAUUACCGGAACAGCAACGAUGGCAUCCAAGCAAUUUUGCCGAACUUUCUUUGGUUACAGGUUACUUUCGUGAGUUUUUAUUUAAAAAUAAUAAUAUGCGAUUUUUUGGUUGA